AUGAAAACAUUUACUUUAUAUUUAAAAAUUUUUACAUUUCUUCUUUUAAUUUGGAUAUUCCAUUGUCUUUACAACUAUGAUUCCAGUAAGUCUUUGAUUAAUAGAGAUACAUUACAAGCAAAAAUUGGGUUAAAACACGAAAGAAUGUUAGCAGAGGGUGAUAUAUCAGAUAAAAAAUCAGCUUAUUUUAAAAAACGUGUAGAACAUUAUCCAUCUGGUGAAAAGGAGUUUUUACUUCAUGAAUUGGUUCAUUUAAUGUAUAUGUAUAUUGAAUGUUAUAACGCUAAUAUUAAAACAAACAUUGUAGAUAAUGUUUUAUUAAAUGAAGAAAAUGAAAUAAGAUAUAUAUGUAGAAAUAAAAUAUUGAAUGCUUAUCGAAAUAAUAUUUCAGAAGAAAGGCGUUUAGAAGAAUUUUAG
This is a messenger RNA of Plasmodium gallinaceum, 417 nucleotides long. Its product is annotated as fam-g protein. The coding region runs from base 1 to 417 and encodes 138 amino acids. The transcript is spliced from 2 exons. The record is from RefSeq and is a predicted model, not a curated record. Lineage: Eukaryota; Apicomplexa; Aconoidasida; Haemosporida; Plasmodiidae.